Messenger RNA from Xenia sp. Carnegie-2017, 840 nucleotides. RefSeq lists its product as uncharacterized. The transcript is spliced from 2 exons. The record is from RefSeq and is a predicted model, not a curated record. Lineage: Eukaryota; Metazoa; Cnidaria; Anthozoa; Malacalcyonacea; Xeniidae. Bases 1 to 840 code for a protein of 279 amino acids.
AUGCCAGUAACUACAACGCCAGUGACUACAACACUAGUAACUACGACACUAGUAACUACGACACCAGUAACUACAACGCAAGUGACUACAACAAUAGUAACUACGACACCAGUAACUACAACGCCAGUGACUAAAACACUAGUAACUACGACACCAGUAACUACAACGCCAGUGACUACAACACUAGUAACUACAACACCAGUAACUACGACAUCAGUAAAUACAACGCCAGUGACUACAACACUAGUAACUACGACACCAGUAACUACAACGCCAGUGACUAAAACACUAGUAACUACGACACCAGUAACUACAACGCCAGUGACUACAACACUAGUAACUACGACACCAGUAACUACAACGCCAAUGACUACAACACUAGUAACUACGGCAUCAGUAACUACGACACCAGUAACUACAACGCCAGUAACUACAACACCAGUAACUACAACGCCAGUGACUACAACACUAGUAACUACGACACUAGUAACUACGACACCAGUAACUACAACGCCAGUGACUACAACAAUAGUAACUACGACACUAGUAACUACGACAUCAGUAAAUACAACGCCAGUGACUACAACACUGGUAACUACGACACCAGUAACUACAACGCCAGUGACUAAAACACUAGUAACUACGACACCAGUAACUACAACGCCAGUGACUACAACACUAGUAACUACGAUACCAGUAACUACAACGCCAAUGACUACAACACUAGUAACUACGACAUCAGUAAUUACGACACCAGUAACUACAACGCCAGUAACUACAACGCCGGUGACUACAACACUAAUUAAUGUCGCAUUAAGUACCAAAAUAGAAUUAGCAUAA